AUGUCGCAAUCAUUUACCCCGGCCGACGUGGCCGCUCACAACACCGCUGACAAGGGCCUGUACAUCAUCGUCGACAACAGCGUUUACGAUGUUUCCAAGUUCGUCGACGAGCACCCCGGAGGCGCAAAGAUCUUGAAGCGCGUGGCUGGCAAGGACGCAUCCAAGCAGUUCUGGAAGUACCACAACGAGUCCGUGUUGAAGAAGUACUCGCCAAAGCUGAAGAUUGGAGAAGUCAAGGAGGCCGCCAAGUUGUAA
This is a messenger RNA of Penicillium longicatenatum, 255 nucleotides long. Its product is annotated as cytochrome b5-like heme/steroid binding domain-containing protein. Gene Ontology annotation, cellular component: membrane; intracellular membrane-bounded organelle. Gene Ontology annotation, molecular function: heme binding. The transcript has 2 exons. Lineage: Eukaryota; Fungi; Ascomycota; Eurotiomycetes; Eurotiales; Aspergillaceae. Bases 1 to 255 code for a protein of 84 amino acids. The record is from RefSeq and is a predicted model, not a curated record.